Emys orbicularis (European pond turtle) is the source of this 1422-nucleotide messenger RNA. It is a transcript of the gene SNAP47, whose product is annotated as synaptosome associated protein 47. The coding region runs from base 103 to 1371 and encodes 422 amino acids. Gene Ontology annotation, cellular component: SNARE complex; plasma membrane. Gene Ontology annotation, molecular function: syntaxin binding; SNAP receptor activity. Gene Ontology annotation, biological process: synaptic vesicle fusion to presynaptic active zone membrane; synaptic vesicle priming; exocytosis. Lineage: Eukaryota; Metazoa; Chordata; Testudines; Emydidae. The record is from RefSeq and is a predicted model, not a curated record. The transcript has 5 exons.
AGGCGCGGAGGGUAGCAGCGGCGUAGUUGGGCUGAGUAGAACCCGGCCCCUUUCCCUGGCGGAGGUGACAUCACUGUAGGAGAGGAUCCUAACAGCAAGCUAAUGAAUGUGGACAUAUGUAUCCAUUCGUGGCCCUGUUCCUAUUACUUAAACACUGAGAAACGAUGGGUCUCUGGCAGACUCUCACUGACUCCUAUUGUGGUCAGGUUUACAGCUGACAAGACCGGAGAGCUUCUGGUCAGCUUCCAUCUUUCCAGCAUCAGUGAGAUCAAGAAGGAGUCCUCCAGUUUAAUAUUCAGCUCCCUCACAAUUCUGGAGAAGGAAAACACCAAGCAGUGGUUCAGUUCCCUCCAGCCCAACAGAAAUGUGGUCUUCAACAUCCUGGAGCACUUCUGGAGGGAGCAGCUGCUGUCGUGUCCAGGGGGUGGAGCUCAGGCAGAUUCUGUGCACACAACGAAAGGGAAAGAACUGACUGGUUUACUGUCUGCAUCCCAGAAACGUAUGGAGGAUACAACAAAGGUGCUCCACUAUCAGGGUGAACAGUUUGAUAACAUCAUGAAAGGACUGAACAAGAUUGACUCUGAAAUGGAUGUAACAGACAGGUUGUUGACGGAACUUGAAUCGCCUUCUUGGUGGCCAUUCCGUGGCAAACUCUGGAAAGGGCCAUUGGAAGCAAAGCCAAAGGAAGAAGCCACAAUUUCAGGGUCAAAGAACCAGGAAGGAGUCAUAAUCAGAAUUCCAGUGAUCAUCACCCUCGGAACGAAUUCUAACGUCAUGCCAGGAAAAUUCACACUUCUGGUUUCUUGCCUGGAAAUCAGUGACUCCAAUUCUCAGGUCAUUCACCGGUUUGAAUUGAAAGAUGUAGAUGAUAUCAAAGUUCAUACACCAUACGAGAUCAGCAUCCGUCAGAGGUUUAUUGGGAAGCCAGACACCUCUUACAAGCUGUUGUCAGCAAAGAUGCCAGAAGCAAUCCCAAUCUUGGAGAUGCAGUUUAGCAAGAAAAUACAGUUUUUGGAAGAUGCAUUGGGAUUUGCCGGUGCAAGGAAAUCUCCUCAGGCAGAUCUGGGCAAUUCCAUUUGGCAAGCAGCCACCGGACGCAUAGUAAGCGUGGUGCAACCUGGAUCCUCAUCGGAAGGAGGCGGAGGUGGAGGUGGAGGUGGGCAGGCUCAGCUGCAAAAGCAAAAACAAAUCAUGUCUGAGUCAGAAACUCAAGAACUUAAACAGAUACUGAAGAAGCUUAAGAGCCUCGCCAUAGAAACAGACACAGAACUGGAGAGACAGGACGAAGUUCUUGACGUCAUCUCCACCUCUGUAGACCAGACAACUUUGAAUAUUGACAAGCAGAACCGCAGAAUGAAGAAGCUAACGUAGCACCCAUACGAGCCAGCGAGGAUGGUAACGAGAGGAACUGUGCAAUUGUUU